CACCAGGGACCUCAGGGAAAGGCGCUCCAGCAUCCUCGCGAGAUUAUCUGUAAGCCUAGAGUGUCUGGUUGCCUAGCAGCCUCGCCGGCACUGGAGGAAACCGACUCUGGCAACACUUAACCAAACUCGCGUUACUGAGCCGACUGGUCGCUUGAGCGGAAGUUGGAAAAAAAAAUACCUAAGCCUCCCUGACAUGGUAUCAAAACAGAGCUGCUGCUGAGAGUCUGAUUUAUAGUGAAAUUAUGGUUCGACUGACCUUGGAUUUAAUUGCCAAAACCAACCAUUUCAAAGGGCGAAAAGAAGGAACAUUUUCACAGUACCUGAAGAAAAUAACUCAUAUAAAUUUUUCAGACAAAAAUAUAGAUGCAAUUGAAGACCUCUCUCUUUGCAAAAAUCUUAGUGUUUUAUAUUUAUAUGAUAACCGUAUUAAUCAGAUCACUAACCUGAAUCAUUCCACAAAUCUGACCCACUUGUACCUACAAAACAACUGUAUUUCAUGUAUAGAUAACCUGAGGUCAUUAAAGAAACUAGAAAAACUGUAUCUGGGAGGCAACUACAUUGCUGUCAUAGAAGGUUUGGAAGGACUAGAAGAACUGCGAGAGCUUCAUGUUGAGAGUCAAAGACUUCCCCUUGGAGAAAAGCUGCUUUUUGAUCCAAGAACUCUCCGUUCCCUGGCAAAAUCCCUCUCUAUAUUGAAUAUUGGAAACAAUAAUAUUGAUGACAUAAGAGACUUAGAAAUAUUGGAGAAUCUUAAUCACCUCAUAGCAGUUGACAACCAACUUCUGCAUGUGAAGGAUUUGGAGUUUUUGCUGCCCAAGCUGAUGAAACUGUGGAAAAUGGAUUUAAGUGGAAAUCCGGUUUGUCACAAGCCAAAAUACAGGGACAGGCUGAUUUUGGUGUCUAAAUCACUGGAAUUUCUUGAUGGAAAAGAAAUUAAAGAUGUAGAAAGACAAUUCCUGGUGAAUUGGAAAGCAUCCAAAGAUGCCAGGAAAAUCAGCAAGAAGAGAAGCAUCAGAAAUGAGGAUGCCAAGAACUCUUACAUAAGUAACUGUGAAACAAUGCGUCACAUAGUUCCUGUUUAUUACCCACAGGUGGGUAAACCAAAAAUACUCUAUUUCUCUGACAUACAAAGAUACCUUGUAAACGGAAGUGAGUCUACAGCAAGUGUCCAAGAAGAUAAUACUAAAACUACAAAAGAGAUGGGGAAUCUCUCUUUGAAGGAGUCUGAAAGCGUGGUAACAAAGCAAGAUGUACCUCAGCCUCUCGAUAACUCGAAAGAAAAAGAAAACAUGGUUACGGAAAACAAGUAAACUCAACCUGGAGUGGCCUCGUUUAAAAAAAAAAUAUCCUAGGACGAGGCAGC
Messenger RNA from Ochotona princeps (American pika), 1363 nucleotides. RefSeq names its product protein phosphatase 1 regulatory subunit 42 (gene PPP1R42). The transcript is spliced from 9 exons. Bases 243 to 1310 code for a protein of 355 amino acids. The record is from RefSeq and is a predicted model, not a curated record. Lineage: Eukaryota; Metazoa; Chordata; Mammalia; Lagomorpha; Ochotonidae. Gene Ontology annotation, molecular function: protein binding.